Messenger RNA from Zophobas morio, 3453 nucleotides. RefSeq names its product protein toll-like. NCBI's taxonomy places the organism in Eukaryota, Metazoa, Arthropoda, Insecta, Coleoptera, Tenebrionidae. Gene Ontology annotation, molecular function: protein binding. The record is from RefSeq and is a predicted model, not a curated record. The coding region runs from base 1 to 3453 and encodes 1150 amino acids. Gene Ontology annotation, cellular component: extracellular matrix. The transcript is spliced from 11 exons.
AUGGCCACCUGGACAUCCAGCGGCGUUCUCAACAACAACGCCGCGUGUAGAAUUACAAAAAUAAUCACGACCACUGGAAAUCAGCACGGGACGACUAUUAACCACCGGUGCUUACUUUUACAUUCUUCCACGGUCCACGCCAUCAUUAACCCUCAUUAUGAGGCCAUCAGCAUUAAACUUUUCCGGGUAAUCAGCAAUCCCUUGAGUUUGAGAGAAAUGAAGACUUUAACAAUUUUCCUGGGCUUGUGCCUCUUCUCCACGGCGUCUAAACCCUGCCACCCCUACGACAAAUCAGAAUCCCACUUCUUCUGCCCCCUCAACUACACAAAAGUCGGAGGCUUCGAAAUCCAGGUAACCCCUGUCCAAGACCUCAUCAUUCAGUGCCAAGACCUCAAUUCGCUCCAAAUGCCCCAAUUCCCGAACAUCGCUCCCAGCAACAUCACCCACCUCCAACUCCACUCGUGCCCUUUACCAAAAACCGGCUUCAAGAAAAUCCAAGACAGGUUCUCGAAGGAGAAUCUCAACUCCAUAGAGUACGAAUACGGAAACCCACCCAACCAGGAGUUAACUAAACAAAUGUUCCACGAUCUGAAACACCUACGAUCCGUGAAGUUAGCCCACAACAAGCUCGGAUCCUUGGAUGAAAGCGCCUUUGCAACUACCCCAAAUUUGGUCGGACUUGUUCUAAAGAGAAACAAUUUAUCGGCAAUUAAAGCCAAAUUGUUCAAGAACCUGAAAGUGUUGGACUGGCUCGACUUGAGUGGCAAUCGGUUGGAAAAUCUGCCACCUGGGGUGUUCAAGUCGCUGAAAAAAGUAACAAAUUUGGAUUUAAGCGGAAAUCAGAUCACUACACUCGCUAACUCCACUUUCGAAGGAUUGUCGUCUCUACAAGUUUUAGAUUUGAGUGCCAACAAAAUCGAAACAAUCUCGGUCAAAACGUUCCGACAGUUGAAAACUCUAGCCCAUUUAAGUUUAGCCAUGAACAAUCUGAAGUCACUUCCGGUCGGACUUUUUUCAAAAAAUUCCAAACUAGACCUGCUCAUUCUAAAAGAUAACCCGAAUUUCAAAAUCAAAGGCAGUCUUUUUUCCAAAUUUAGUGCCUUGAAAACUUUAGAUUUAUCCAACUGUAAUCUCACGGAGCUACCUGAAGAAAUUUUCGAGAAUUUGCACGAUUUGCAGACCUUAUUUUUGAAAAAAAAUGCCCUAAAGACGCUUCCUGAACAGAUUUUCGAGGACCUCUUUAACUUAGAGAAGCUCGAUUUGUCUGACAAUGAACUUGACGAUGUUGACGCUAUGCCAAGCUCGCUGAAAAAUCUCGAAAUACUGAAUUUGGAAAACAAUGCCAUCAGAAUAAUUAACGAAGGGGCGUUUUCGAAUUUGAUUCUUCUAGAAGAGCUUAAUUUAGCUCAGAAUCAGAUAAAACAUAUUCAACAGCUUGCUUUUGUCAAUAAUUACCGGUUGAGAGCGAUUGAUUUGUCGAGAAAUGGUUACAACGGUCAAGGCAACAUUUUCAAAAAUUUGAUGUUUCUUCAAAAUCUCAAUCUGAGUUACAACUUGAUUACUAACAUCGAAGGUUUAAUAACACUUAGGCACAAACCACUGAUGGAAGUGUUAGACUUGAGGAAAAAUUUGAUUUCGAAUUUAUCGCUUCUUAAUCUCCAAGAUUGGUCAAACGUUGACGUUAACCUCGAAUCCAACAACAUCUCAGUUGUCAAUUUUGACCAUGUAGACUUGAUCGAAUACUAUAACACUGUUACCAUCCACUUAGCAAAUAAUCCCCUAAAAUGUGACUGCACUAACUACGACCUAAUGAAGUACUUGAAGGGAGGCUCAAACCGCGAGGUGACCAUGAAGUUCGACAUCCGCAUCGGAUCUGUCAACUGUGAAGCUCUAGACAAUUCUAUAGACAGUUUGGAACUGUCAACUAUAACUUGUCCUUUGGAAGAUUCUGGUUGCCCUGAAGAAUGUUUGUGUAGUUGGAGACCCUUCGAUUCUUCACUUGUCGUGGACUGUUCCAACCGGAACUUAACCUAUUUGCCCAACAUCACCACCAGUUCCUUCCAAAGAACGAACUUCACCCAGAUUGAAGUCCACUUAGAAAGCAACCGUUUGACAUCAGCAAACUUGAGUCUUUACAAGAAUAUAACAAGCUUGUUCUUGUCGAACAACAACCUCGUCACAGUCCAAGGAGAACCCGACCGUAAUUUAAAGGUGUUGGAACUUGACCACAACCAGCUGUCAACUCUAGGUCGCGAAUUUGUCCAAAAAUUCAACAAGUGGUCGAUGAGUAAUCUCCUCCUCAACAACAAUCCGUGGACUUGUGACUGUGAUUCUGAAAAUUUGCGUCUUUUUGUCCGAAAGCACUUGGAUGUGGUGGAUUUUACUCGCGUUUUUUGUUACAAUGGCACCGCCCGGUUUGCCGAUUUCACGGAAGGACAACUUUGUAAACACUGGAAACAGAUUUAUGCGAGUCCUGUCGUUGUUUUUUUUUUGGCUCUGACAGUUUCCUGCAUUUUUAGUUUGGUGUUCAUUUUUUAUGUAAAAAUAGAUGGUGUGCCGCUGGUUCAUUAUUUCGAAAGGGGGUUGCUUUGGUUUUGUCUACUUUGGCAUGAAAAACUUCUUAAUCUCCAAGACUGGUCAAACGUUGACGUUAACCUCGAAUCCAACAACAUCUCAGUUGUCAAUUUUGACCAGGUAGACUUGACCAAAUACUACUACACUGUUACCAUCCACUUAGCAAAUAAUCCCCUAAAAUGUGACUGCACUAACUACGACCUAAUGAAGUACUUGAAAGGAGAGUCAAACCACCAACUGACCAUGAUGUUCAACAUCCGCACCGGAUCUUCCAACUGUGAAGCUCUAGACAAUUCUAUAGACAGUUUGGAAUUGUCAACUAUAACUUGUCCUUUGGAAGAUUCUGGUUGCCCUGAAGAAUGUUUGUGUAGUUGGAGACCCUUCGAUUCUUCACUUGUCGUGGACUGUUCCAACCGGAACUUAACCUAUUUCCCCAACAUCACCACCAGUUCCUUCCAAAGAACGAACUUCACCCAGAUUGAAGUCCACUUAGAAAGCAACCGUUUGACAUCAGCAAACUUGAGUCUUUACAAGAACAUAACAAGCUUGUUCUUGUCGAAGAACAACCUCGUCACAGUCCAAGGAGAACCCGACCGUAAUUUAAAGGUGUUGGAACUUGACCACAACCAGCUGUCAACUCUAGGUCGCGAAUUUGUCCAAAAAUUCAACAAGUGGUCGAUGAGUAGUCUCCUGCUCAACAACAAUCCGUGGAGUUGUGACUGUGAUUCUGAAAAUUUGCGUCUUUUUGUCCGAAAGCACUUGGAUGUGGUGGAUUUUACUCGCGUUUUUUGUUACAAUGGCACCGCCCGAUGGUGUGCCGCUGGUUCAUUAUUUCGAAAGGGGGUUGCUUUGGUUUUGUCUACUUUGUGCGAAAAUUAA